Molecule: messenger RNA, 2109 nt
Organism: Ramularia collo-cygni
Lineage: Eukaryota; Fungi; Ascomycota; Dothideomycetes; Mycosphaerellales; Mycosphaerellaceae
Exons: 4
Coding region: 1-2109 (702 amino acids)
Biological process (GO): protein localization to plasma membrane
Cellular component (GO): plasma membrane
Source: RefSeq, a predicted model, not a curated record
AUGCUCCCUUCCAAGCAGAAAUUCCAUCCAAAGCAUCAGCAGCUCGUAGAAAAAUGCUAUCCCAGAUUACCCAAAAACUCCACCGCAGAUGCAGCACCUAAUAGCUCCGARCUGGCAUAUCUGCUCUAUUAUGCCUCGACACGACAGCACAAACUGCCAAAGGUCGGUGAUUUCCUCGAGAAGAAGACCGUGUCCGAUGUCUCGCACUGGCAGAGUGCGCGCGUUCAUGUAACGCUGCAAAUCUUGACCGCGAUGCUGGAGCAUCCAGAAAUCCACCGGCAGCAGUCUUUUGCGAUGCUAGCUCCUACGGUUCUCCGCAUUAUUCGCGAGGUCAUUUUAAACACAAACGACAUUGCUCUGAUGGAGGCGACCACCAACCUAUGGGAUGUCUUCACACAAUAUCAAGACUGCCUUGCGUUAGCAGCGGACUCUGAGUAUCGGGCGCUAUUUGACGAAGUUGUGGCCUUGUAUGGCAACCUUGCUGAAAACAACUCCAAGAAGAUCGGCAGGUCCACACAGGCAGUCGCGCAGCAUGAUGCUAUGCGUGUUCGAAAAGUUGGGGUCACAGCCUUCAAAAGCCUUUUUAUGCCAGCGAACGUGGAGCGCAGCUGGAACAACCGAUUCGACAAGUCCUUUGCGGCAGUACUCACCAACUUGCGUAGCGAGCAUCGAGAUUCAUAUGUCAAACAUCUCAGUGUCCUGAGGGACGAAGCCGACGAAGAAAAGGAGAGAUCCAAGGCAGCGAAUCGCAGACAAAGCAUGGCACAUAAUCGCACGUUCUCACACGAUGAACCACAGCCGGACCCUCGCGMCGCUGAAGGGACUGCUCAGGAAGCCGAUCGACUUCAAGAGGAUGAAGUUGGUAUCGAAGCCAUUUUCAACACCGAUAUUCCUACGCAAAUCAGAGGUGGAGCGAUCGCACUUUUCAAGUUCGUUGACGAAGAAGCCCAGCGUCCCAACACUGCCGCCACGGUAUUCAAGGAGAUGCCCUUUCUCUUCCGCCUGGUUACCACAUGGACGACCGUUCAGAAUCGAUUCAUCGUACUUGUCAUUGCCGUUGAGCACCUCUACAGGCUUYCGGUCGACGUCCUUGAAACCGAAACUCAGAAUGCGGACAAAACCAGCCAACUUGAUCUUCAUGGAACUUUCAUUGAGAUGAUCAAUGGCGUACUACGAGCUGAUGAUCUCAAUUUUAUCGGUCUCUCGGUCAUGGAUGUGAUGCUUCGACUCCUCGACCAUAUCAUUCGGCUUGCCACGAUGUCGAGCACUGGUCAAAAUGAAACAUUGAUCGAACGUAUGAAAGACUGCAUUGCUCUCCUCGCUUCUCACGUCUACUAUGCGGAUCAAGUGCGCGAUCAAAUUGCCGCCAUAUUGAUAAGGGUCAAGGCAUAUCCAUUGGACAACGGACGGAGCUUCCUGAACGGGCAUAGGGCAGCGCUGAAUGAAUCAAAUGAUGUCACAGCAGUACCAUCUACCGCACGUACGAAACCAGGAAGUACCAAGAGCUCAUACUUCACAUCCGACGAAGCACGACGAGUUGCGCUUGAGAUGGUCGCUCGCAUCAUCGAAUUUGCAAACUCCAAAUCCACAACAACAUCGACCGUCAACACUCGACAUCGCGUGCCCAUCGGAGUCUGGGAGGGAACUCAAUGGCUCAUGCGUGACCCCAGCGAAGAAGUAAGGAAUGCAUACCGAAAUGCCCUUCAAGYCUGGGCCCGUUACGAGUCAGACGACACAGAUGAGAACCUGCUCGAUUUCGAAGCCGAGGACUGCAUUCAGCGGCUGGUGGAAAAGGCGAAACCAGCGGCUUCCAUCACCAACAGUCAUCAGAGCCAUCCUCAACUACUCAUGCUGCCAUACCCAGCUGAUAAACGAAUAAGUUCCAGCCGCAACUCCAGCAAUGGGACUGCCGAACGCAGCAAAGCGCGGGUAACCGCAAAGGACUUGGACGAUAUUGUGAGCGGGAGGAAAACGGUACCGCUGCGAGUACAGCUCGACGACAGACCUGAUCAGGCGGACCCGCUCGACAUGAAGAGUGUGUUGGCAACGCUCAAGACUGCGAGUGCACGACCGAAGCGGGAACCUGUGAUGAUUGCUCCUCCUUAUUGA